CGGUACGAGCACAACUCGUACUUCAACAUAAUAUGUGCAACGUGCACACAUUCCCAAUCCGAACUUUCUCCGAAACUGCUUUCGAACGGCACUGUGCUGGUUCCAGCAUGGGUAGUACGCUGAUACGCUGUACCUGGUGGUAUCUGGUACUGGCUCGCUAGAGCUAUGGACAUGGUACCCACUACCGGUCAGCCCCACAAAUGAGCCCCAAAUCUGUUUUGGGUCCAACAGCUCACAAAAUCCAAAAGAUAAACAAAGCAAACAGAUUCAAAACCACCCCUCAACCCGAGAACAACCCACAAACAACAUCAUGGGAAACGAAACCUCUUCAUAUGCUCUCAACAACGACGAAAUUCCCAAAGUAAUUCUGGUUACCUUCCAUGAAAGCCAUCAUUUCAACGACUCGGACUCAGAGUUUGACUCGGUGGAUCAGUUUGAAUUGAUCGCGGAGUGCCUCCUAGGAGGCAGGACAUCUGAUCCAGAAAAGAGCCAAAAGAAGUUGAAGUCCAAGAAGGUAGUGAAAAUAGAGCCCAAGAGCUCCAAAAAAACACCGAAAAAGACAAUCAAGAGGAGACUCACCGACUGACCUCUCAGUAUCAUAUUGGCAAGGAAGCCAACACCAAGGCUUCAAAGGCUGCCUAGGCACAGAAGAGGUUGUGAGAUGGGCAGCUUGAUUGGCCCUUGACUCAUUUUUGACUGUAAUGUACGUCCAUAGAUAGAGAAAUAGAACAAAAGAGAAUAGAAUACAAACGCAAAAAGAUAGAAUAUAG
Messenger RNA from Seminavis robusta, 770 nucleotides. NCBI's taxonomy places the organism in Eukaryota, Bacillariophyta, Bacillariophyceae, Naviculales, Naviculaceae. The record is from the annotation of a GenBank genome assembly.